CUUUAUUAUUUACUACAAUUUCAUUAACCCAUGCCCAUUCUUGCUGAUAUAAAAUAUUAAGUUGAACUUUAAAUGAAGAAGACUUAAUCUAAUAGAGUUGCCCCUAGUCCUAAAGAGAAAGUAAUGCUUUUGACUCGUAUUCUUUAUGAAAGGAAACCAAUUAAAGAAGUAUUUAAUUCAAAAUAUCAAUUAAUAGGCUUGUGAAGAGUUACAAAUGUCUUAUGCCUGGGGUAAGGCCAUAUGGUCUGAACACAUAUCCCAAUAUAAUAAAUCAAAAAAACUAUAUAAAAAAAAAAAUGAUUCUCUCAAAACUCCCCCAAGCGAAACAGAAUAAAUAACUAAAAAGGUCGCAGGUGUCAAAAUGCUUCCAAAAGGACAACACAUCAGCAAAAAAUUCCACAUUCAAAUUUUAAUUCAUGGGAAUCCUGUUGUCUCUAAAAAGCUUGUUGAUUGA
Paramecium primaurelia is the source of this 454-nucleotide messenger RNA. The record is from the annotation of a GenBank genome assembly. NCBI's taxonomy places the organism in Eukaryota, Ciliophora, Oligohymenophorea, Peniculida, Parameciidae.